CCGCCACGGAGACUUCCUCUCUCUUCCUCGCUGUCUCACCGUCUCUCUCCCUCUAGGAUCUUAGAUCUCACUGUGCCUCUGCUGAUUCCGAUCUCUCCCUUGAAGAAAAGCAGCGGGAGUCUCUCGGAAGGUAAUUUGAUUGAUAUUGAUUCAUGGGUCAUAUGUCGAUCACGAUCCGACUCGAGGUGCUGACAGAUCGGGUUUUUCGCGGAAGCACGCAUUUCCGUCACUGCGCGCCGCGGUUCAAUUUCAACCCGACCCGGUUGGUUAAGUUGGUCUACAAGCCUUAUUUACCCACGUUAAUACUAAUCAUCCACCAAUCUAAACACCGAACGACAUCCCAACAAGACGUGGAUUGAACUGAAACGAUCCAUUCUUCUGUGCUCGGACGAAACCCCUAAAUUCCUCGUGUGAGUUUAGGGCUUCGUCUCUCCCCGAUCUUCCUGCAUUCUCCCCUCAGUUUGCACUCGCUCUUUGCCGUCAUCUUUGAUUUCAGUUGUUUAGACGUGAGUUAUCGCCCGAUUGAUCGUUUGAUCUCCCGUUUGUAGUCAGGUUAUUCUUUCCCUUUUCUUGAAUUUAUUGUAUUUUUUUCUCUUCGGUUAAAUUGGGUGUGUUGUUUGAUGAGUUCCAUAGUGAUUACUAAUUUCAUGUUGCCGUUCUCCUUUUCGAUCUAGGCGAAGAGUCGCAAAUGUUUGUUUCUAGGUUUCUCCCCAGUUCCUUUUGAUUGUAAUAGCUAUUCGUUUCGAGGAGGAAAGCUGUUUCGACCGAUGCAGUGCUAUUACGUUUGUAGUCUGCUAAUUUGUUGAAAUAUGUAAACAACUGCAGAUAUUUUUACUCGCGCUUUUGCAUAUUUUGAGUGUCAGACGGAUCGCUCUGUUGCUGUACAUGCUUAUUUCUCUGUGUUUUUUCUUUUCCUUUAUCGACAAAUGCAUUUAUUUUUCAUUUCUGUGAUUUUUAUUGAGUUCAUCAUAUAAGUUCUUUAUUCAUCCAAAAAGUUGGGCUAUUAAACUUGUAUGUUAUUCUGAUGUCAGAUAAUUACUAUCUUCAGACCCAACUCUAGCCAUACAUAAUUAGCUUAUCUGGGUAAGGUGAGCGCUUUGCUGGUUCUCUAAGCUGGUUUGUAUUUAAUCUGCAGAAUUUAUUUUCUAAGUUGAUUCUUGUUCGUGCUCCAUAUUUGCCAUUUGGUCAAGUUGAUUAUCUUUGGAUUUAGGACCAAAACAUUAAGAACUAAGCAAGUCAUUUCUGUUUAUGUUCUCUCAUAUGCAGUAUAUUCCAGAUAUCCCAUAGUUUCGAAAAUGAAUACAGUGGCAAUGCUGCUUAACUUCAGUGAUGAGGAAGAUGUUUAACAAUGUAACUCACCCCUUUGACAACAUUUCCAUUAAGAUUAGAGCUUAUUGUGAUGUUAGCAGCACAAUAUGAUUGCAAUAUUAUUUACUUGAGCACAUCCUUAUUUUAGUCCAAGAUUUUGUCAUUUCAGCGAUCGGGAUUGGAUGAAAUAGGAGUAUCAGCAGCCUGUAGCCAGGACAGGAUGCACAUUGAGAAAUUGGAAGGGGAGUUGAGGAACUGCCACCAAGAGAUAGGAUCAAUUGAAUUUGCGGAAUGUAGAGGCAAAAUUUAUGGCUGAACAUGUAGAGAGCCUUGAACUGAAGCUUGCAGGAGCUGAAAGAUUAAAUGAUAAGCUAAGGCUGAUCAGUGAGGAAUUAGUGCAAGCUGAUUCUCGGUGCAUGAUUUUGAUUGAGGAAUUGAAAUAUAAAGAGGAUGAGUUGAAAAAGUCUGACUUGCAAAUAGAGAACCUUGAGACAUCACUUCUAGAUUCACAAUGUGAAAUUGAGAGUUUAAAACUUGACAUUACUUCUCUAGAGCAGAGAUGCAUUGAAGCAGAGAGACUUGGGCAACAACUUGCUGAAGAAAAAACCAGGGUGGACAAGCGGUUGCACAUACUUGAAACUCAGCUUCAGGAGAUGCAACAGAUGAUUAGAUGUUUGGAAAAUGAGAAAAAAACUCUGUUUGAGAGAAAUGCUAAACAAUCUUCCCUUAUUGUUGAACUUGACAAGAGACUGAGGCAUGAUAGCAAAGUGGGUAUCCAUUUAGACAAUCAACUGGAUUGGAGUUUCCUGCUUAAAUUAAGGGAAGAGCUUCCUUCGUCAAGAGACAUGUGCACUUCUGCAGAGAAUUUGGGUCCAUCCUCUGCGAAACUAGCUGCUGUAACAUCUCAAGAUGAACAUGUGAAGACUGAAAUAGAGAAGAUGGCAAAACAAAUUCAUGAAUCUGAUCUUCUAGUCAAUCAGCUUAAGGAAGAACUAAGGGAAGUAAAACUUAAGGCCAAGGAAGAAGCAGAAGAUCUUACUCAAGAAAUGGCUGAAUUGAGAUACCAGUUCACAGACAUGCUCGAAUUAGAAUCCAGACGUCGAGCUCUUGUUGAAGAAGCAUCUAUUAGGAGAGUUCAAGAUGUGGAGGCACAGGUGCAGAAAGAACAACAGAAAUCUAUUACAGCCCUUAGGCACUUCCAGGAAGUAAAUAAACUAGCUGAAAAGCAGUCCAUGGAAAUUAGGAGAUUAAAGACUGCACUGGAGAGGCUCGACCAGGCCCUCGGUUUGGAACCAAGUUUUGAGUCCUGCUCUUCUGGUUGUUGCAAUAUCAAACAGAAUAUUUUGGACACCGAAGCACCCAAGGAGACUGAAGCUUUAGGUGUCGUCUAUGCCAACAAUGAGGUAGAUCACGCUUUAGAGUGGCAUCCUAGUGAAAGCUACUAAUGAUGUUGAGAAGGAUAAGGAUGUUAUCAAGGAAGAUUUAUGAAGGCCGAAAAAGCCCACCACUUGGUCUAAUUAUUGUUAUCAGUGCAGUUUGUAUCUGAAUCUGUGAUGAUAAUGAUCGCUGAUUAUUGUCCUCAUGGGCACAAGGUUUGAAUAUAAUGCUUGCAAAGGACAACAGAUGGUUACUGAGUGCAAAAUCCUACAGAUGGCUUCCUAUCAGCAAAUUGGUUUUGGUCGGGAAGAGGUUAGCAAUUGUUUUUUCUAUUGUUACCUUUUGUGGUGAUGCAUUAUUCUUGAAAAGUGGUUGAUACAACUCAAAUAGGAAAUCUGUUUUGGUAGAAAAUUGUGUUCGUGUUUUGUAUAUCCUGCAAAUGUUGUACAUCUACUUACAUGAAAUGGUAUUUUUAGUUGAGAA
Musa acuminata AAA Group (dessert banana) is the source of this 3168-nucleotide messenger RNA. RefSeq names its product mitotic spindle checkpoint protein MAD1-like. The record is from RefSeq and is a predicted model, not a curated record. The transcript has 6 exons. The coding region runs from base 1617 to 2753 and encodes 378 amino acids. NCBI's taxonomy places the organism in Eukaryota, Viridiplantae, Streptophyta, Magnoliopsida, Zingiberales, Musaceae.